AUGUUCGAUGGUUCAUGGGAGUAUCAAUUGCAACUUGAUCGAGAGGGAAAUGUUUUUCUUGAUUUCAAUCCGAUCCUUUUUCGUCAUUUGCUCGAACAAUUGCAAAUGAUGGAGACUAAUGAUCCUCAACUUUUCUAUCCUCCAUCAUCAAAUUCUCUUAUUGCUCCAUUUAAUAAGUUACUUCAAAAACUAGGCCUCAAUGCAGCACCACGAUUGGACACAGAUAUCAUCAUACUCAAUGUUGGCGGUGAAAUCAUAAUGACAUAUCGAAAUACGCUUACUCAACUACCAGACUCCAAGCUCGCAGCCAUCGUCUUAUUUAACAAAUCAAUGAGUAUUGAUUCCAGUGGUUAUAUUUUCCUCGAUUUUAAUCCAAGACUCUUCCGCCAUUUACUCGAUCAACUACGCUCAAGACAGAAAACAACUAUUCCUUAUUUUCAUGCACCAACAAAUGAAGAUACGAAGGCAUUUAACUUGAUGCUGAUCAGUCUUGGCCUUAAGUCAUUGCGCCGUACCUAUGGUAUUUGUACGAAUGCACAGUGGGCACAAUAUGGUACACUAGUCAUAAGGAGCUAUAAAAAUGACAAUUGGAUGGGACAAGAAUAUAAUUAUUUACGUGGUUUGUAUGUUGAUGAUAACGAGACUCUGUACGUAGCAGAUGCUUCUGAUCAUCGUAUUGUGAAAUUGAUGCGUGGUGAAAUCAAGGGUCAAACUGUCGCCGGAGGGCAUGGAAAUGGUAGCCGGAGUGAUCAAGUGAAUGAACCACUUGAUUUGAUUAUCGAUAAAGAUGAUAGCUUAAUCAUAUGUGAUUCUGACAACUAUCGAGUGGUACGAUGGUUUCGAGGUGCCGAGAAUGGAGAAAUCAUCAUAUCUAACAUCGGUUGUUGGGGUUUGGCGAUGGAUGAUCAGGAAUGUCUGUACGUCUCUGAUUGGGUCAACGAUCGUGUGAUAAAGUGGUGUGAGGGGAAGAUAGAUUUGACAUUGGUCGCUGGUGGUAAGGGAUCGGGAGCUCGUCUUGACCAGCUGAAUGGAUCGCGACAUAUAGUUGUCGAUCGAUAUCGCUCUGUUUAUGUAGCAGAUAUGUAUAAUGAUCGAGUGAUGAAAUGGAACGAGGGCGCGAAGGAAGGCAUUAUUGUAGCUGGCGGCAACAGUCGAGGAAGUGGUUUUGACCAAUUAUCAAAACCCAUGGGAGUCAUGGUCGAUGAACUUCACACUGUUUAUGUUGCGGAUACAUUUAAUCAUCGAAUUGUUCGUUGGUCGCAAGGAGCUACAGUCGGCAAUGUCAUUGUUGGUAUGAAUGGAAGUAGUGCGAGUACAAAUCAAUUAAGCUAUCCAACGAGCCUUUCGUUCGAUAAAUAUGGUAACCUAUAUGUGAGCGAUUUCGGCAAUUACCAAGUUCUAAAAUUCAAAAUUGACACAAGUUUGUGCUUAGCUGAUUGA
Molecule: messenger RNA, 1440 nt
Organism: Rotaria sp. Silwood1
Lineage: Eukaryota; Metazoa; Rotifera; Eurotatoria; Philodinida; Philodinidae
Source: the annotation of a GenBank genome assembly